Messenger RNA from Phytophthora nicotianae INRA-310, 111 nucleotides. RefSeq lists its product as hypothetical. The coding region runs from base 1 to 111 and encodes 36 amino acids. The record is from RefSeq and is a predicted model, not a curated record. Lineage: Eukaryota; Oomycota; Peronosporomycetes; Peronosporales; Peronosporaceae. The transcript has a single exon.
AUGAUGGAGAUGCUGACCUGGACUUCCCUCGAGAUCAACGACACUGAGGCUGCUGGCCCGACGGGGUUCAAGCAGGCGUGGAAACGCAAGACCCGUUCAAGUGAUGUGUAA